AGCAAACAGGUGGCCACUGUCGACUACCUCGCCCAUCAUUCUUCCAUCCCUGUUCCUGCAGUCCUUGCACACAGCAGUGGGGCCGGUGGUGAACAAGGCGCUCCGUGUUAUGUAGUAUUCCAGAAGCCGUUAGGUGUCUGCGCAGAGAACAUCUUCCCUAGCAUGACACCAAUCGAACAGAGACUUGUCAUCGGCGCAAUUGCGAGGUGGAUGGUCGAGCUGUUCGAUCAUCGCUUUGAUGCAAUCGGCAGCCUCCGCUUCGCGGAUGAGGGGGUUUACAAGAUAGGGCCCAUCGUCAUGAAGCUGUUCUACUCUGAUGGGCGAUCUAAGCUCACUCUUGAUCGCGGGCCAUUCGAUUCGGCGAAGGCUUACUACAGAGCUUGCGCUCUGCGGGAGCUGGAUUCGGCCAGAGUAUUUUUCGCGCAAGAUGCAUCUGCGUCCUAUCAGCAAGAUCUUGAAGAAAGCCGGCUCACGGUCGAAAGGAUAACCGGACUCUUGUGCGACUUGACGAACCGGUGUCAAGGCUUGGACAAAGACGACCCAGAAAUGGCCCCCUUUUCGCUGGAUAUCCAAAAUAUAGGGUUGAGGAACGUCUAUCUUUCUCCGGAGAACCAUACUGAAAUCGUGCGCAUACCACGUGAACGUCCGCCGCUGACGAACGCUACACAACUUCAUCAUAGGUUUCCGUGGUGGAUUGGCGAUUCGUGA
This is a messenger RNA of Dichomitus squalens LYAD-421 SS1, 708 nucleotides long. RefSeq lists its product as uncharacterized. NCBI's taxonomy places the organism in Eukaryota, Fungi, Basidiomycota, Agaricomycetes, Polyporales, Polyporaceae. The annotation marks the transcript as partial. The transcript has 2 exons. Gene Ontology annotation, cellular component: mitochondrion. The record is from RefSeq and is a predicted model, not a curated record.